AUGGAGGUGCGUCACAAGCCGCGUCCCAUUACGGGCGACCUCGAACCAACCAGCCGCAGCCACGUGUCAGAUUUCCACGUUCUCUUCUCCGACAUACUCGACUGCAUUCGCUCGUCAAUCACCGCCAUCCAUCCGCGAAAACGACCGUUACAUUUCGCAGCCUUCGCAGCGUUACUGUGUUUACUGAUUGUGGCGGCGACGCUGGUCCCCACGGACCUCGAGAUCGACGCCGAGACGUACUUCGGGCGCCCCGACGGCGACGCGGCGCGGCGCGACGAGGGCUUCGGGCGUGGGCUGUUCAACGAGACGCAGACGGACGGCAAAUUCGACGUGCAGGCCGCCGCCAGGCUGUGGGAGCGCCAUGUGGGGUGUGCAUGGUUCCGCGCACGCCACCGCCACCUCAUCAACCGCUUCAGAGACCCCCUCGCUUGGCCGCCCAACCCCUCCCUGCAGGCACGCCCUCCCCCCUCGCUGCAGGACCCCACCGAGCCAUCGUGCAACCGAAUGAGAUUGCGCCACGUCACCGUCUUCGUUGUCCCCACCAAUUCCUCAUGGUUCGAUGCGGGCAGCAUUGAGGGAUAUUAUUUCUGCCCGAGGUGCCGAAUGACAUGCCAGAUAACGUUCAGUGAGCCCAUGGCAUCGCAUGCGGACGCCACUCUCCACGUCGCCCCCAACACCCCCCCGCCGGGCCGGCAGCGGGGCACCGUGAUCGCCGUGCUGCCACACGGUGUGAUCGCCGUGCUUCCACACGGUGUGACCGCCGUGCUUCCACACGGUGUGAUCGCCGUGCUUCCACACGGUGUGAUCGCCGUACUUCCACACGGUGUGAUCGCCGUGCUUCCACACGGUGUGAUCGCCGUGCUUCCACACGGUGUGAUCGCCGUGCUUCCACACGGUGUGAUCGCCGUGCUUCCACACGGUGUGAUCGCCGUGCUUCCACACGGUGUGAUCGCCGUGCUUCCACACGGUGUGAUCGCCGUGCUUCCACACGGUGUGAUCGCCGUGCUUCCACACGGUGUGAUCGCUGUGCUUCCACACGGUGUGAUCGCCUGUGCUUCCACACGGUGUGAUCGCCGUGCUUCCACACGGUGUGAUCGCCGUGCUUCCACACGGUGUGAUCGCCGUGCUUCCACACGGUGUGAUCGCCGUGCUUCCACACGGUGUGAUCGCCGUGCUUCCACACGGUGUGAUCGCCGUGCUUCCACACCUGCAUCCUGCCGUGCUUCCACACCUGCAUCCUGCCGUGCUGCCACACCUGCAUCCUGCCGUGCUUCCACACCUGCAUCCUGCCGUGCUGCCACACCUGCAUCCUGCCGUGCUUCCACACCUGCAUCCUGCCGUGCUGCCACACCUGCAUCCUGCCGUGCUGCCACACCUGCAUCCUGCCGUGCUUCCACACCUGCAUCCUGCCGUGCUUCCACACCUGCAUCCUGCCUGCCACUCUCCUUCAUUCGCCUUGCGCUCUCCCGUGCCCUCAACCUCUCUCCUUCUCUGCACGUGCUCCACCUCACCACCCUGCUGCACCCGGCUGGUCGCCAGCGCUGCCACUUGCCCUCUAAUACCAUUCCCUCUCAUGGCACUCCCUGCUGCCACUUGCCCUCUAAUACCAUUCCCUCUCAUGGCACUCCCUGCUGCCACUUGCCCUCUAAUACCAUUCCCUCUCAUGGCACUGCCUGCUGCCACUUGCCCUCUAAUAACAUUCCCUCUCAUGGCACUCCCUGCUGCCACUUGCCCUCUAAUACCAUUCCCUCUCAUGGCGCUCCCUGCUGCCACUUGCCCUCUAAUACCAUUCCCUCUCAUGGCACUCCCUGCUGCCACUUGCCCUCUAAUACCAUUCCCUCUAAUACCAUUCCCUCUGCACGCCUCUCCUCCCAACCACGUCAACCCUCUCCCCCCUUCCCCUGCCAGGUGGGCGACCCGCUGCAGGUCUACCUGGACAUGGGGCGGGCGGCGGGGGCGGCGGGGGGCGGCAGGGCGGAGGAGGGGGACGUGGCGGUGUGGUGGGGGCGGGGGGCGGACGUGCAGCUCACCUUUGCGCGCUUCUCUGACGCCAUGCCCAGCGGCAGGCAGCACGGCCUGCAGCCCCUCAAGUUCCAGGUGCCCCUCAAGUUCCAGGUGCCCCUCAAGUUCCAGGUGCCCCUCAAGUUCCAGGUGCCCCUCAAGUUCCAGGUGCCCCUCAAGUUCCAGGUGCCCCUCAAGUUCCAGGUGCCCCUCAAGUUCCAGGUGCCCCUCAAGUUCCAGGUGCCCCUCAAGUUCCAGGUGCCCCUCAAGUUCCAGGUGCCCCUCAAGUUCCAGGUGCCCCUCAAGUUCCAGGUGCCCCUCAAGUUCCAGGUGCCCCUCAAGUUCCAGGUGCCCCUCAAGUUCCAGUUCCCAUUCCAAUUCCCAUUCCAAUUCCCAUUCCAAUUCCCAUUCCAAUUCCCAUUCCAAUUCCCAUUCCAAUACCGAUUCCCAUUCCCAUUCCCAAUCCCUUUCCCAUUCCCAUUCCCAUUCCCAUUUCCAUUUUUCAUUCCCACUCCGAUUUCCAUUCCCAUCCCCAAUCCUCCCAUCGUCAUUUCCAUCGCCAUAAGCUGUACCACCGAGUCGUGCUGUCAAGCCACUCCCUCGCUCUGCACCAGCCCCCCUGCUGUGCACCAGCCCCCCUGCUGUGCACCAGCCCCCCUGCUGUGCACCAGCCCCCCUGCUGUGCACCAGCCCCCCUGCUGUGCACCAGCCCCCCUGCUGUGCACCAGCCCCCCUGCUGUGCACCAGCCCCCCUGCUGUGCACCAGCCCCCCUGCUGUGCACCAGCCCCCCUGCUGUGCACCAGCCCCCCUGCUGUGCACCAGCCCCCCUGCUGUGCACCAGCCCCCCUGCUGUGCACCAGCCCCCCUGCUGUGCACCAGCCCCCCUGCUGUGCACCAGCCCCCCUGCUGUGCACCAGCCCCCCUGCUGUGCACCAGCCCCCCUGCUGUGCACCAGCCCCCCUGCUGUGCACCAGCCCCCCUGCUGUGCACCAGCCCCCCUGCUGUGCACCAGCCCCCCUGCUGUGCACCAGCCCCCCUGCUGUGCACCAGCCCCCUGCUGUGCACCAGCCCCCCUGCUGUGCACCAGCCCCCCUGCUGUGCACCAGCCCCCCUGCUGUGCACCAGCCCCCCUGCUGUGCACCAGCCCCCCUGCUGUGCACCAGCCCCCCUGCUGUGCUGGCUGCUCGUGGUGCCACCUCCCUCAGUGCAAGCAUGGGCCCUCCCUCCGUCCCUCCCUCCCUCCCUCCCUCCCUCCCUCCCUCCCUCCCUCCCUCCCUCCCUCCCUCCCUCCCUCCCUCCCUCCCUCCCUCCCUCCCUCCCUCCCUCCCUCCCUCCCUCCCUCCCUCCCUCCCUCCCUCCCUCCCUCCCUCCCUCCCUCCCUCCCUCCACUCCCCGCCUCUCCCCGCCGCUCCAAGGCUGUGGGGCGCUCCAAGGCUGUGGGGCGCUCCAAGGCUGUGGGGCGCUCCAAGGCUGUGGGGCGCUCCAAGGCUGUGGGGCGCUCCAAGGCUGUGGGGCGCUCCAAGGCUGUGGGGCGCUCCAAGGCUGUGGGGCGCUCCAAGGCUGUGGGGCGCUCCAAGGCUGUGGGGCGCUCCAAGGCUGUGGGGCGCUCCAAGGCUGUGGGGCGCUCCAAGGCUGUGGGGCGCUCCAAGGCUGUGGGGCGCUCCAAGGCUGUGGGGCGCUCCAAGGCUGUGGGGCGCUCCAAGGCUGUGGGGCGCUCCAAGGCUGUGGGGCGCUCCAAGGCUGUGGGGCGCUCCAAGGCUGUGGGGCGCUCCAAGGCUGUGGGGCGCUCCAAGGCUGUGGGGCGCUCCAAGGCUGUGGGGCGCUCCAAGGCUGUGGGGCGCUCCAAGGCUGUGGCUGCAAUGCGCGCCUACCUGCCGCGCACUUGUAUUUCUCUUCUUAUUGCAUGUUGUAGAAAAGGAGCUUGUUCUUCUAGAUGA
Molecule: messenger RNA, 3939 nt
Organism: Closterium sp. Naga37s-1
Lineage: Eukaryota; Viridiplantae; Streptophyta; Zygnematophyceae; Desmidiales; Closteriaceae
Source: the annotation of a GenBank genome assembly